UUUCUUAAUCGAAUGGCCAGGUUGAACAUGGUUGUCGAUCUUACGUCGCCUUCAUCUACCUUGAUAGGUUAAGUCCCUCUCUAUCACAGAUCGAAGGUGAUUCAGUUCUCGCAGUCUACCGCCGUACCCCACACUUCUACUACGAAUAUGGCAUCAGCUUCAGCUUCACCGAAAAGAAAGCGUGAGCAAGAUCACCAUCGGGAAACAAGAGGUCCUCUUUCCCAACAACUGUUGACACCCGAUGUCGACGAGCAGGAGACUGGAAGUCCACGGACGAAAGUCGCUAGGAAAUUCGACGACUUGGACAUUGACAAUGACCUGCUCACACUGCAGCAUGAUCGCACAUCAUCAUCCCCGCGACCGUGUCAAGCACCGCAACUGUCUGGCCUUACUGCAAGCUUGACCGACGGUAUGCGAAUGGAUCUAUCAUCAAAGACUAGAAUGCCGCCGCAGUCGCCUUCAAAAGCAUCUCUAGCGGCGAAGGGAGAAUCACAAAGCACAUCAACAGCACCAUUAGCUACAACUUCAAGGUCAGGAUCCCCGCCACUAGCAAAAGAACUAUCAGACCAGUUCUGGCACGACUCUGAAAUUACUGGACAUGACCCUGAUGAUCCCGAUGAUGAUCUCUAUGGCAUCAACGGGGUUGGUUUUCGCCCAACGCCUGCUAUCGCAUGGUCCAGAUCGCGACGGAGGAAACAACAACUGGAGGAGUAUAAAAAUCGAGAGGCACGCGAAGCGAGGCAACAGAGAAGUGAGAGGAGAAAACGCUUCAUAAGCGAUAGAGAGGAUGUGCCGUCUCUUGAUAACUCUCCACGCAAAAGUGUCCGCGUCCAUUUUGAGGAUGGUUGAUUUUCCCAGGACACCCGCGAUGAAACAGUCUUCAAAAUAUUCGAGAUAUUCC
This is a messenger RNA of Exophiala oligosperma, 901 nucleotides long. RefSeq lists its product as uncharacterized. NCBI's taxonomy places the organism in Eukaryota, Fungi, Ascomycota, Eurotiomycetes, Chaetothyriales, Herpotrichiellaceae. Bases 148 to 849 code for a protein of 233 amino acids. The record is from RefSeq and is a predicted model, not a curated record. The transcript has a single exon.